Messenger RNA from Caenorhabditis auriculariae, 1080 nucleotides. NCBI's taxonomy places the organism in Eukaryota, Metazoa, Nematoda, Chromadorea, Rhabditida, Rhabditidae. The record is from the annotation of a GenBank genome assembly.
AUGAGGUUUUGGCAUGGUUAAAAAAAGACCAUGCUACUAAAAGACCGAUUUGACACCCGGUAGCAAUCGCCAGUUUUAGGUAGGCUAGCUAUAGUAACUAGCUAUAGAGAUAGUACCUGCUAGCUAAAAAAGGCCACCGAUUGGUUUUAGCUUAUACGAAAAAUGUUUUUAUUUUCCACUCCGAAAAAUAAAAGUCAAAGUGAUCUCCAUGGAUAAAUGCUUAUUGAUCAUCACUAUCUUUAAUGAUAACGGGCAACCCCUGUUCGUCACUUAUUUCAAAGAUCGUUCCGAAAGCGCUGAGAAAAGAGUCGAACUUUUCUUCUCAGAGAUCACCCACGUCUAUUUUGGGCGUCUCCGCCCUUAUGUCUGUCAAAGAACACGCAAACUUGGAAGGUACCUUCUGCCAAAACAACUUGAAAUACGUCAUUCUGAAUAUGAAAAUCUCCUUGGACUACGAAAAUAGUGUCCUCGAGGCUUUAAAUGUAAUUUCUCUCGAUUCGAACAUCUUAAACGAAAACUUUGGCGUUUUUUGGUGAGGCUCCAUCCGGCUCAGUAAAACGUCUUCUCGUUCUGUCCAAGUGUCCGUCCACCGUUGUUAUUUCGAAAACAAAGUACGAAAUGAAGACAAGAAUAGUUUACAACGCUGUAAUAGUCAAAAAAUUUCGAAUGAAUAGAGAAUGACGCUUACACUAAUCAGCGCGUGAUCAACAAGGCAGGCAAACACUCGAUGAUGAACUAUAUAAGGUGGGGCGUACGAUGGCUCAGUCAGCAUCCAUUCACUCGCAAAUUCCACAUGAACUUCUUCCUCUGCUUCGUCGCUCUUCUCUUCUGUCUUCUCGAACCCUCUGACGCCGCAGUCCUGAGGAGCCGCCGUCAAGUCGUCAGCAACCUCGUCGGAGAUCCUUUCCUUGGUGGUCCUUCCAGCAUGGGUACGUUUUCUCCUUUUUAUUCUUUUCAAAAAAAAGCCUCAAACCUGAAUCAAUUUGCUGGAACCAACGUCAUCAGUGUCGUUUUGCAGGAUGGGCUCAAGUUCCACACAUCGGAAGUCCAAUGUUCUCUCCCGUUUUCGGCCGAAAAUAG